This is a messenger RNA of Pyrus x bretschneideri (Chinese white pear), 1973 nucleotides long. RefSeq names its product phosphoethanolamine N-methyltransferase 1. The transcript is spliced from 11 exons. Gene Ontology annotation, molecular function: phosphoethanolamine N-methyltransferase activity. The record is from RefSeq and is a predicted model, not a curated record. NCBI's taxonomy places the organism in Eukaryota, Viridiplantae, Streptophyta, Magnoliopsida, Rosales, Rosaceae. Gene Ontology annotation, biological process: phosphatidylcholine biosynthetic process. Bases 242 to 1720 code for a protein of 492 amino acids.
AACUCUCACACUCCCGACUCCUUCUCGUCUCUCUCUCUCUUUCCCCUCUUUCUCUCUCUAGAUAUAAGCACAUAUAUAUAUGCAGCAGCGAGGCAGAGCGAACAACCGAAGAUCCAGGAGCUUUUCGAGAUCACGCAUUGCAAUUGAGGGAGCUUAGCCCCGGUCUUCUUCAUCUCCUCAUUUCACUCGCUCUCGUUCGAAUUUGAAUUCUUAGCUCUCUCGGUCGCCAUUUCUGUCAACAAUGGCUGCUUUUGCUAAUGGGGAAGAGCGGGAGGUGCAGAAGAACUACUGGGUGGAGCACUCCGCCGAUUUGACCGUUGAGGCCAUGAUGCUCGACUCCAAGGCCUCUGAUCUCGACAAGGAAGAACGACCUGAGGUGCUUUCGUUGCUCCCUCCCUAUGAGGGUAAAUCGGUUGUAGAACUCGGAGCUGGGAUUGGUCGUUUCACUGGAGAAUUAGCUGAAAAGGCCGGUCAGCUUUUCGCAUUGGACUUCAUUGACAGUGUGAUAAAGAAGAAUGAAAGCAUUAAUGGACACCAUAAGAAUGUCAAGUUCAUGUGCGCUGAUGUGACAUCACCUGAUCUGAAGAUUUCUGAAAACUCGGUGGAUUUGGUAUUCUCAAAUUGGCUUCUUAUGUAUCUGUCAGAUAAGGAGGUAGAGAAUUUGGUGGAAAGGAUGAUGGGAUGGUUGAAGGUCGGUGGAUAUAUCUUUUUCAGAGAAUCUUGUUUCCACCAAUCUGGAGACUCCAAACGAAAAUCCAACCCAACCCAUUACAGGGAACCAAGAUUUUAUACCAAGGCUUUCAAAGACUGCCACAUGCGUGAUGAUUCCGGGAAUUUCUUUGAACUCUCUCUUGUUAGUUGCAAAUGUAUUGGAGCUUAUGUUCGGAACAAAAGGAAUCAAAAUCAGAUCUGCUGGUUAUGGCAGAAAGUCCCUUCAGAAAAUGAUAGAGGGUUCCAGCAGUUCUUAGAUAAUGUUCAGUAUAAAAAUACUGGCAUACUACGAUAUGAGCGUGUCUUUGGGCGAGGUUUCGUGAGCACAGGAGGGAUCGAAACUACUAAAGAAUUUGUGGCAAAGUUGGAUCUGAAGCCUGGCCAGAAAGUUCUCGAUGUAGGCUGUGGCAUUGGGGGAGGUGACUUCUAUAUGGCCUCAAACUUUGAUGUUGAAGUUAUUGGAAUUGACCUCUCUGUGAAUAUGAUUUCUUUUGCUCUCGAACAAUCUAUUGGACUCAAAUGCGCUGUCGAGUUUGAAGUUGCUGAUUGCACAAAAAAGACUUAUCCUGACAAUACCUUCGAUGUGAUAUACAGUCGUGACACCAUUUUACACAUUCAAGACAAGCCUGCAUUGUUCCGAUCCUUCUACAAGUGGUUGAAGCCAGGCGGCAAAGUUCUCAUCAGUGAUUACUGUAGGUGUGCUGGAACUCCAUUGGAAAACUUUGCUGACUAUAUUAAGCAAAGAGGAUACGAUCUCCAUGAUGUAAAAGCUUAUGGUCAGAUGCUCAAGGAUGCUGGCUUUGAUGAGGUCAUUGCUGAGGAUCGAACUGAUCAGUUCAAAGCAGUUUUGGAGCGGGAACUGGCGGCUGUUGAGAAGGAUAAGGAUUCAUUCGUCCAGGACUUUUCUAAAGAGGAUUAUGAUGACAUCGUUGGUGGAUGGAAGGCAAAGCUGAUCAGGGUUGAUUCCGGCGAGCAGAAGUGGGGCCUGUUCAUUGCCAAGAAGAAUUGAUCCUUCUAAUAAUCUUCAUAUCCAGAGUUUUAUUAAACUAUGUAUUUUGGAUGAACAUUGCUUGUGAUUUAGUAUUUUCUGUUGUCGUUGGUGUGACGUAUUUUGGAUGAACAUUGCUCGUGAUUUAGUAUGUAUUUCAAUAUAAUAAAAGUGUGGCGUGAUGUCUUUGAACUUUCGCCGCUAUGUAAUGGAAUUGGGGUUUGUAAUUCUUCAGUUGUUAUGAUAAGAAUCGUUGAUAAGUUUGUGUUCGCUA